AUGGAUACCAUCACGGGUAGCUUUGCCUUAUUUCGCCUUCGCUCAAACGCUGGGGGCGGACAAAACCUCCCGGCACUGUUGCUGUUUGUGGUCACUUUUCAUCUCGCACGUACGAUCUACUGCGUAGUCCCCGAAGUUACACGCGGCGAGCAAGGACGGCAGUCUCAUCUGAAGCCAGGGUCCACCCGUGCUCUCGGUCGACGGUCGAGUAAUCCUGUAUUCUCUAGAAGUGCCGAGAGAUACUUUGAUGUUUUCUUCGGUUUUUCCCGCCGUUGCUAUGCAUCGCAGAGAAGAGGGGGUGGUGCGAUAUGGGACGACGCCACGAGGAACCACCUCAUAAAGAAGCAAAGUCCGACAACGCCGGUAACUCAAAGGCGUUUGUUGGACACUAGUAAAAACUCCUCGUUUGUUACCCUGUCACAAGCCAUUGUGCUUCGUCCCUACUGCAAGUAG
Molecule: messenger RNA, 453 nt
Organism: Colletotrichum tamarilloi
Lineage: Eukaryota; Fungi; Ascomycota; Sordariomycetes; Glomerellales; Glomerellaceae
Exons: 1
Coding region: 1-453 (150 amino acids)
Source: RefSeq, a predicted model, not a curated record